This is a messenger RNA of Elaeis guineensis (African oil palm), 624 nucleotides long. The record is from RefSeq and is a predicted model, not a curated record. NCBI's taxonomy places the organism in Eukaryota, Viridiplantae, Streptophyta, Magnoliopsida, Arecales, Arecaceae.
AUGGGGAUUGUUGUGUUGAAAAAUGCUCCAAGAAAUCAACAAAUGACUUCUCCAAAAAUCCAAAAGGAUAUUGUGAAUGCUUGUGCAGUAGAAACAGUUAAGGCUGUUAUUGAGGAUCUCGACGGUGAUUACUUUGGCAUACUUAUUGAUGAAUAUCAUGAUAUAGCAUAUAAAGAACAAAUGGCUCUUGCUUUGCGGUAUGUUGAUAGAAGGGGAAUUGUGAUGGAGCAGUUUAUUGGAAUUGUUUAUAUUCGUAAUACUUCUGCUUUGUCUUUGAAAGCAGCAGUAGAUUCUUUACUUUCUCAACAUUCUUUGAGUCCAUCAUAUGUAUAUGGACAAUGUUAUGAUAGAGCAAGUAACAUGCAAGGAGAUAUCAGUAGCCUUAAAACUCUUAUUCAGCAAGAAAAUUUGGUAGCUUUUUCAAUUCAUUGCUUUGCUCAUCAACUCCAAUUGACACUUAUUGCUGUAGCAAAAAAAAUUGAUAAUGUCACUUGGCUUUUUAACUUGAUUGCUAUGGUGUUGAAUGUGGUUGGGGCUUCUUUUGAACGUGAAGAAGAUAUUCAAGAAGAUCAAGUAGAAAAACUUCAAGAGGCAUUAUGUAUGGGUGAGCUUCAAACGUGCUGA